CGGGGCGGUCGCCGUGCGGAUGGCGGGGCAGGUGAAGGACCGCGAGGCCUUCCAGAGGCUCAGCUUCCUGUACCAGGCCGCCCACUGCGUCCUCGCGCAGAACCCUGAGAACCAGGCGCUAGCGAGGUUUUACUGCCACACGGAGAGGACCAUUGCGAAGCGGCUCGUCCUGCGGCGGGACCCAUCGGUGAAGAGGACCCUCUGUCGUGGCUGCUCUUCCCUCCUCAUCCCGGGCCUGACAUGCACCCAGCGCCAGAGACGCCGCAAGGGACAGCGCUGGACAGUACAGACCUGCCUAACAUGCCAGCGCAGCCAACGAUUCCUCAAUGAUCCCAGGCAUCUGCUUUGGGGAGACCGGCCUGAAGCCCAGCUGGGAAACCAGGCAGAUCCCAAACCACCACAGCCCCUGCCAAGCACAGCUCACCCCAUUCCGGCCCACCUUCCUGAGGAGAAAGUAGAGCCUCGGCCCCAAUCCUCAGUGAUGGAUUCAUCCUAUCUGCCAAAGAAAUAAAGUUUCACCUUGUUUAAUUCUGUUCUGUGGGGAUUUCAGGUCUUCAUUUCAUUUUCCUCUGUUUCUGUCCGUAUUUCUCUGUCACUGUGUAACUUUUCCUUUGUCCUUACCUUCCUUGUACUCCCACCAUGUGGGGAUGUCCCGACCUCUGUCAGCCAUGGGGCCCCACUAAGCAGCUCCCGUUUCCAGGACCCCAGGUGCAGUGCUUCCUCAGUGCAGUGCCACGUUUGGACUUCAGUUUCUAGAGCUAUCUGCAAGGUCUCAAGCCUUUUUAGGAGAUUGCAUCUUUAGAUAGUCUUACCGAGUGAAGGGCUGGACAGACUGCUGAUGCCACUGCUCUGUUUUUAAGUGAGGGUACAGAUAUGGGGGUACGAGGGGAGACAGUUCAGAUCAUCCAGUCCCACUUUUCCAA
Messenger RNA from Loxodonta africana (African savanna elephant), 923 nucleotides. Its product is annotated as ribonuclease P protein subunit p21-like. The transcript has 5 exons. Lineage: Eukaryota; Metazoa; Chordata; Mammalia; Proboscidea; Elephantidae. Gene Ontology annotation, cellular component: nucleolar ribonuclease P complex. The record is from RefSeq and is a predicted model, not a curated record. Gene Ontology annotation, biological process: tRNA processing. Bases 20 to 511 code for a protein of 163 amino acids.